Molecule: messenger RNA, 3902 nt
Organism: Podarcis muralis (Common wall lizard)
Lineage: Eukaryota; Metazoa; Chordata; Lepidosauria; Squamata; Lacertidae
Gene: ZBTB49
Product: zinc finger and BTB domain containing 49
Biological process (GO): regulation of transcription by RNA polymerase II
Cellular component (GO): nucleus
Molecular function (GO): DNA-binding transcription factor activity, RNA polymerase II-specific; protein binding
Source: RefSeq, a predicted model, not a curated record
AGACUUACAGCGUGCAGACUCACACGCCAAGACCAACUUCCGGGUUGAUGUCGAAAACCUUUAAAGGAGACGCACAGGACCUUAGCGCCGCAGCUGUGAUUAUUAGCAAAGAGUCAUAGGGCUGAUUUUACAAUUAAAAUGGGCGUGGGGGUGGAGGAAGAGUCAAAGCCCUAAACAUUUAUUCUAAAUCACAUUUCGUAUGCCCGUGCAUUGACAGCAGGGAGGGAGAGGCGGCAGCUUAGGUCCGGUCUGCAACUAAGGCCGCCAGUUGCGGACCAGGGCGAGGCCGAAAUCCUGAGAAAUACAGCAAAGGAGCAGCGAGGAGGUCCCGUUCAGCUGUUCUUCUGUCGCCAGCCAUGGCUGAAGCCCCGCAGGCUGGGGGGAGAGCGGCGACACCCCUGCAGUGCAGGCCCGGCACGAAGAGGGCGGACUUUUUUCACUCCCCAAAAGUACCCUGCCGAGAACCCUGCCAGCCCUGCAUGCGGCCAGCGGACCCGCUUAAAUUGCUCCGCGGCGCCCCCCCCCCCAGCGCCUGCAGACUUUGCACGCAGCCUCAACGGACUGUAAGAAGAGUCAUCUCUCGCUCAACCCCCCCCCCCCAGAACAAAAAGAAAUGCAGUUCACUCGAAGAGCAGAGAACACGGAUUUCCCUCUUUGCUCCGACCUUUUAUAUAGACAGUCUCUCCGCUGCUAAUGGGCAGCUCUCGCUCCUGCCCAGCCGGACAAGGGCCUUGAUGAGCUUCAAGUGCUUCCUCGAUUUAAACACGGCCAGCCUCUCCCAGGCCCUCGGGCGCUGCUGGGUUUCUGGCCUGCGGAAGGGCCGGGGCUCAGCCCGCGGGGGAGGGAGAGGCAGCCCCGAGCCAGAGGGACUCGGCGAAAGGCCCUUGGGAGGCUCCCCUGCUCCGGGGGAGCAGGAGCCGAGAGAGGAAAUCCCUUCCCGACAAAGCAGCAGCCUGCAAAGAGGCUGCGCGCCAUUGACUGCGGGAGCCUGGGCAGGCGGGAGUCUAUGCCCGAGUCUGCCCAAGGGGCCGCCGCCGUGACGCGACAGGAAGCUGCUGCCGACCAAGAUCCCGCCUGCCCGCUCGCUCUCGCCUGCAAUGCCUGCGAGGAUUUUGCCUUGAGGAGGAGAGCCGGCGAGGAGCCGCCGAGGUCUGGUGUUCAGGGCAGCUCCAGCCUCGACUUUGGGGUGCCACCUGAAAGCCCGCCGCUGCCCGCCACAGAUUCACUGCCGGGCAAAUGCCAGGUGCGGGCUGCGCUUUGCCCUGGCAUGCCGCUCAGGUGCCGAGGAAAGCUUCCUUCGCCUGGGCGAUGGCAUUAAAAUGCUGACAAGCGAUGCACAAAACAGGCUCUGCCACAGCAGCAGCAGCAGCAUCAAGUCUGGACAAAUGUGACCGGGAAGUGGAAGAGUCGUGGAGAGCUGCCGUUAAGGCGCAGGAGCAGAGGCGAGGAAAACAGGCAAUUAAGGCAUAUCCCAGCAUGGAUGCUGUUGCGAGCCACAGCUGUCACCUUCUUCAGCAGCUACAUGAGCAACGCAUUCAAGGCCUUCUCUGCGACUGCAUGUUGGUGGUCAAAGGUGUUUGUUUCAAAGCACAUAAAAAUGUGUUAGCUGCUUUCAGCCAGUACUUCAGGACCCUGUUCCAAAAUUCCUCAGGUCAGAAGAAUGAUGUGUUGUACUUGGAUAUUAAAAAUGUCGGCGGCAUUGGCCAGAUCUUGGACUACAUGUAUACAUCUCAUCUUGAACUCAAUCAGGACAAUGUGCAAACGUUAUUGGAUAUUGCACAGUGUCUGCAGGUGCAGAAUGUUCUGAACAUGUGCCGCACCUUUUUGAAAAGCCCCACGGGUGUCGAGCAGCCAGUCGGUGUGCCUUGCGGCAGUGCCUUCUCCUUGCAAAACGCUUUGGCUGAAGAUACAAAUGGGGAGAGUUAUGGCGCUAGUUUACUGCGUGGAGGUUCAUCGACUGUGGAGCCAUGUAAAGUCUUGGAUAACUAUAACCCACAUGGGCCGCAGCCUGUUUCACCUCACAUCUCAUCUGGUGAUGGAAACCAAGAGAAACAGGGUUCCGUGGAGGCUAAUUGCACAGAUCCCUCACUUAAACAGCCAAAUUGUCAUUACAAACUCCGUAACUUUUAUAGCAAACAGUUCUACAAGCAAACCACUUGUCCCAGCAACAGGAGAUCAGCAGAGCCAUCUUUUGAUUUCAGUCCCUCCGCAGAAGAAAGCCCGGCCAAAAAUGCACCACCCUGCACUAUUGGUCCUUCUGAAUGUGUUUUGGAAUCACCUGAUCACUUACCAGCAAACUUUCUGGUUCAGCCCUUAAAUGAGUGUCCCGAGGAUCAAGAAUCGGAAGGCGCAUCUUUACAGCCAGUCAAAGAGAUGAGGCUUAAAAAGGCCAUACAUCUUAAAAAACUGAAUUUUCUAAGGUCUCAAACCCCCGAACAAUCUUCUGUGCUUAAAAUUGCUGAUGGAGAGUUUGCAAGGGAAAGUGAGGUGGAAAGCCAAAGCAGCACAAAAAGGGCAAAUGCUGAUGCUCCUGAAGGAAAAGAAGUUAAACGUCUAGUGAGUUCAGAAUGCCUGGAGGAAAAUGUUGAACUUGAGGCAUCUCAGGAAGCUUCUGAGGCAGGUGGCCAGUUACCGACUUUCCUGCCGGAGAGGCAGUAUCCUUGUUCAUUGUGUGGGAAAGCUUUUAAGCACCCGAGCAAUCUGGAGCUGCACAUAAGGUCUCAUACAGGUGAGAAGCCAUUUGAAUGUAACGUUUGUGGCAAAUGUUUUUCACAGGCAGGUAAUCUUCAAACGCAUUUACGGCGGCACUCGGGUGAAAAACCGUACAUCUGUGAAAUCUGUGGGAAAAGGUUUGCUGCAUCUGGAGAUGUCCAACGCCACAUCAUUAUUCACACUGGAGAAAAGCCACACUUGUGCGAUAUUUGUGGUCGAGGAUUUAGUAACUUCAGCAAUUUAAAGGAACACAAGAAGAACCAUAGAGCUGAGAAGGUGUUCACCUGCGAUGAAUGUGGAAAAUCAUUUAACAUGCCCAGAAAGUUAGUAAAGCACAGGAUCAGACACACUGGAGAGAAACCGUACAGCUGCUCUGCUUGUGGAAAAUGCUUUGUGGGGUCUGGCGACUUACGGCGACAUAUCCGGACUCACACUGGGGAAAAACCGUAUAACUGUGAGACCUGCAAUAAAGGCUUUAGUCGCUCUGCUGUCCUGCGUCGGCACAAAAAAAUCCAUUGCAAAGUUGGCAACAGUGGUCCAAAUACACUGGAUGACUUUUCCCAGACAGUAGAAAUAUCUGAACUUGAGAAGCCCCAGAGCUCAGACUCAUUUGCCCAAGAAAUAUCCGUAACUUUAUUGCCAGUGUCAGUGAAGUUUCCCAUCCACCCAAACGGAAAUUCGACCACUGAAUUUGACAGCCCUGGGGCAACAUUCCGCAAGGCGCGACCCACCGUGCAACAGAAUGAGUGUGCGAACCAACAGAAAUUGAGCUUGGAUCCUGUUAAACUCUGCAAAUCUCAGCAAAGACCUAAUCGGACAUGCUAUUAUAAAGGUGUGGAUCUACCCCCUGAGGAGGAACCUCUGCAAUCUGAAGGCAAUUCCAUGACUCACACUUCCAUGGCUACACUGGGCAGCGGUUGCAGCAGUGAGCUGAGUAGUCGUGCGUCUUCUGCUGAAUACAGAAACAGUGAAGGACCAUUUUUCUCCAGUGUGACCCUCUGGGGUUUGGCUAUGAAGACGCUACAGAAUGAAAGUGAGCUGGGCCAGUGACAAGUUCACCUUAUGGUUUGUCGUCUUAAUAAAUGAAUGAAAACAAACAUUUGUACCGUGCACUGAACUAUUCAAAGUGUUUCCUGUACAGUGCUUUAUAAUCCUCACAACAGCCAUAUAAUACAAGGUCAAUCCCAUUA